This is a messenger RNA of Porites evermanni, 708 nucleotides long. The record is from the annotation of a GenBank genome assembly. NCBI's taxonomy places the organism in Eukaryota, Metazoa, Cnidaria, Anthozoa, Scleractinia, Poritidae.
AUGACAGCAAACGUGGCAAAAAAGCUUGAAGAAAUCCUUGAGCGUUUAAAAAAGCUCGUCGUGAUAGAAUCAUCUAUUAAAAGCAUCGAGACAAAGCUCAACUGCCUAGAAGAGCGUACAGCAGUAUUGGAAAAUUUCAGACAAACUACGGAGAAAGACAUUAACGAUCUUAAAGAAAAUGGAAAUUUCACGAGCUCACAGUUAUCUGAAAUAUCGACUGAGCUAAAAAAUCACCAAGUUGCAAUCACUGAUUUAACGCAAAAGGCAGAGGCGAGUAAAGAGUUAUUAAAGGAACUUACAGCAAAGAAUCUCUACCUAGAAAGUUACUCCAGAAGAGAGAACAUCAGGUUUAUGAACAUAGAAGAUGGCUCCUCCGAUGAACCCGAAGAUGUCGAAGAAACCCUAAGAGAUUUCUUAGAACGCGAACUGGGCUUCCACGACGCAAGAAGCGUGCAUGGAAAUCCGAAGAGUUCAUCGAAGUGGAAAAAGCAAGAAUGGAAAGCCCGGGCCAAUACCGGCCCGUUUUCUGAGAUACAAGGAUGUCCAGAAAAUAUUCUCACUCGGGCACCGAUUAAGAGAAACGGACUUCCAAAUGUUCCGCGACUAUCCUGCAGAAAUUGUCAGAAGACGCAAAGAGCAGAUGAAGACCUUCAAAGAGGCAAGAAGAAACAACAUUCCUGCAUUCUUCAGUCUAUCGAAACCAGAUAA